UCAAUGUCAAGCAGGAAAACAAGCCAAACGCACGUUGAUUGAUUAAUUCUAACAUAAAGUCAUCUUAAACACAUCUAAUUAUUAAUUAUCCUUAAAUAUUGCAUAGAAUUUGCAAUAAAAAAACAAGUUUCUACGAAGGGUAUACAAAAGUGCGUUAAAAUGGGUGAAAAAAGCGGCGCGGCAAGCGCAUUCGAAGAUCUUUCGAACGUGGAGUUCGAAACCAGCGAAGAUGUGGAAGUCUGCGACAAAUUCAAAAACAUGAACCUCCGCGAGGAGUUGAUGCGUGGCAUCUUUGCUUACGGUUUCGAACGUCCCUCGGCGAUCCAGCAGCGUGCCAUCCGGCCCAUCAUCAAAGGCCGCGAUGUCAUCGCCCAGGCUCAAUCCGGUACCGGCAAAACCGCAACAUUCUCAAUCUCAAUUCUACAAUCCGUAGAUUUAACAAUGCGCGAAACACAAGUUCUCUGCCUGUCACCCACCAGAGAACUGGCGGUACAGAUCCAAAAAGUAAUCCUCGCCCUUGGGGAUUUCAUGAAUGUCCAAUGUCACGCCUGCAUCGGUGGCACAAACCUUGGCGAAGAUAUUCGCAAACUUGACUAUGGCCAACACGUCGUCAGCGGUACACCCGGCAGAGUCUACGACAUGAUCCGACGACGCGCGUUGCGAACACGUUCCGUAAAGAUGCUAGUCCUCGAUGAAGCCGACGAGAUGCUGAACAAAGGCUUCAAGGAGCAGAUUUACGACGUGUAUCGUUUCCUUCCACCAGCGACACAAGUUGUCCUCAUCUCCGCUACAUUACCGCACGAAAUCUUGGAAAUCACGUCGAAAUUCAUGACGGAUCCAAUCCGCAUCCUCGUAAAACGUGAUGAACUUACCCUGGAAGGUAUUAAACAAUUCUUCGUCGCGGUGGAGCGAGAAGAGUGGAAAUUCGACACUCUGUGCGAUUUAUACGAUACCUUAACCAUCACACAAGCUGUGAUCUUCUGUAAUACCAAGAGGAAGGUGGACUGGUUGACGGAGAAGAUGCGCGAAGCGAACUUUACAGUCAGUUCAAUGCACGGUGACAUGCCGCAGAAAGAGCGCGAUGUCAUCAUGAAAGAAUUCCGUUCUGGUCAAAGCCGAGUUCUGAUCACCACUGAUGUCUGGGCGCGUGGUAUUGACGUGCAGCAAGUGAGUCUGGUCAUCAACUACGACCUGCCCAACAAUCGUGAGCUGUACAUUCAUCGCAUUGGUAGAUCCGGUCGGUUUGGCCGCAAGGGUGUCGCGAUUAACUUCGUCAAAUCGGACGAUAUCAGGAUUCUACGCGAUAUUGAACAAUAUUACUCGACGCAGAUUGACGAGAUGCCAAUGAACGUCGCCGACCUGAUUUAAAUUAAUAUGACGCAGCGUAAUGUUAAGUGUAAUUAAUAUUUUCUUAAGAGUGAACAUCUUUUUUUAACCUUCCUCAAUUUAUAAAAUUAUUUUAUGAUGAUGCGAGAAA
This is a messenger RNA of Dalotia coriaria, 1477 nucleotides long. Its product is annotated as eukaryotic initiation factor 4A-III. Gene Ontology annotation, molecular function: mRNA binding; RNA helicase activity; ATP binding. Bases 160 to 1368 code for a protein of 402 amino acids. The transcript is spliced from 2 exons. Gene Ontology annotation, cellular component: nucleolus; catalytic step 2 spliceosome. Lineage: Eukaryota; Metazoa; Arthropoda; Insecta; Coleoptera; Staphylinidae. The record is from RefSeq and is a predicted model, not a curated record.